AUGAUGGACGAAGCGCCUCCAGUGCGGACCAUUGAGCGCGAUGGUAAGAAUUUCGAGCAGAUUACUGAGGGAAAGGCUACGAUCCUGGUUCCUCACGAAGCAAAAAUUGGCAAAGACACCACGGGGGAACAGCAAGUCUUCUACAAUCCAAUACAGCAGUAUAAUCGUGACUUGUCUACGUUGGCAGUCAAGGUUUACGGGGAGAUGCUGUUGGAGAAGCGAAUAGAAGCCUUCCAUUCAAAGAGUGCAAAGCAAGGGAAGAAGCGAAAGCGAGACGAGCUAGAACGAGAACGAGACGACGAACAAGCGGCGCUACAAGCCUCCGAGCUGCACCACCAGCCGGGAAAGGAAGAAGCAGAAAAUGGUCACAUAUACAAGCCCUCAUUCAAGAUUCUCGACGCGUUAUCAGCAUCUGGCCUAAGAGCUUUGAGAUAUGCCUUGGAAAUCCCCUUUGUUACGUCUGUUACCGCCAAUGACCUGUCUGCUUCUGCGGCAGAUUCAAUAGCAGUGAAUGCCGACCACAACGGCGUAGCUGAUAGAUUGACCGUCACCAAUGAAGAUGCCCUGGCUCUCAUGUACCGAUAUAUUGCGCUAGACUUGUCCAGAAGAGAUAAACGCGGCAACCCUAGCAAAUCACACAAGUUCGAUGUCGUCGACCUCGAUCCAUAUGGAACAGCUGCUCCAUUUUUUGACGCCGCUAUUCAGUCUGUUCGGGACGAUGGUGGCCUGCUCGUCGUUACUUGCACAGAUAGUGCUGUCUGGGCCGGCCACAGCUAUUGCGAAAAGGCGUUUUCCUUGUAUGGCGGUGUCCCCGUCAAAGGCAUGCAUUCUCAUGAGGCAGCCUUGCGCCUUAUCCUGAAUGCGGUCGCAACUUCCGGAGCGCGAUACGGUAUCGCAAUUGAGCCCAUACUGUCUCUAUCGAUUGACUUUUACACAAAGGUGUUCAUCAGGGUCACGAGGUCGCCGUCCGCGGUAAAGUUUUUGGGAGCGAAAACGAUGCUGGUGUAUAGCUGUGAUCAAGGCUGCGGUUCUUGGAAGACGCAGCCAAUCCUCAAGAGCCGUCCAUUUCCCAAUAAAAAGGGAAACGGGUCCUUUUACAAGCACACAAUGGCCCAAGGCCCAAGCACUGAUCAUCUUUGCCAGCAUUGCGGUUUCAAAAUGCACGUCAGCGGACCCAUGUAUGGCGGCAGGAUUCAUAACCAGGACUUCAUUCACCGUAUGCUGGACGAACUACCCAAGGCAUCUCCCGAGGUAUAUGGAACUCUGUCUCGUCUGGAGGGUAUGUUGCGGACUGCAUUGGAGGAGUGUAUCCCUGGACCUGAGCUGCCCGCGGAUGUUGAUGCUAAAGAUGCGGAAGCUGCGGUCGUUGAUCCCACUCCAUUCUUCUUUAUCCCGGGAAAGGUAUCCAGCAUUUUAUCAUGCUCCACUCCGACUGAUGAUAUGUUCCGAGGCGCACUCAUGCAUCUGGGCUAUCAAGUGGGCAGAAGUCAUUGCCGUCCAGGCAGCAUCAAGACAGACGCGCCAUGGUCCACGAUCUGGUGGGUUCUGACAGAGUGGAUCAGGCAAAAGUCACCGAUAAAAGUAUCCAAAUUUAAGGAGUCUAUGGCCGGAUGGAAGAUUCUCUACGACGCUGGCAUCGUCGGGCACGAAGAAGACAAGACGUCGGGGGAUGACGCACGGCCAAGCAGCAGCGACACCAAGUCUGGAGGCACCGAACAGCAACAACCGCCAGAGCAGCAACCGCAAGAGCAAAAGGAUGAGAAGGUGCUAGAAGGCAAGGAGAUGGAAGAAAAUAACGUGGAAAAGAAAGAGCUCCCGAGUGAAGAAGAGUUGCGAAAGACGCUCGUAUUCGACGACGCUUUGAUACAGCUCGGUCGUCAACGGGGUACUCGGUACAUGAGGUACCAAGUCAACCCUCACAAGUAUUGGGGGCCCAUGACAAGAGCCAAGGGCUAA
Metarhizium album ARSEF 1941 is the source of this 1956-nucleotide messenger RNA. RefSeq names its product N2,N2-dimethylguanosine tRNA methyltransferase. The record is from RefSeq and is a predicted model, not a curated record. NCBI's taxonomy places the organism in Eukaryota, Fungi, Ascomycota, Sordariomycetes, Hypocreales, Clavicipitaceae. The coding region runs from base 1 to 1956 and encodes 651 amino acids. The transcript has a single exon. Gene Ontology annotation, cellular component: nucleus. Gene Ontology annotation, molecular function: RNA binding. Gene Ontology annotation, biological process: tRNA N2-guanine methylation.